Messenger RNA from Uncinocarpus reesii 1704, 255 nucleotides. RefSeq lists its product as uncharacterized. The record is from RefSeq and is a predicted model, not a curated record. NCBI's taxonomy places the organism in Eukaryota, Fungi, Ascomycota, Eurotiomycetes, Onygenales, Onygenaceae. The coding region runs from base 1 to 255 and encodes 84 amino acids. The transcript is spliced from 2 exons.
AUGGGUACAUUUCCAACCAGAGGCCGCCUCAACCGCAGUAACGAAUCUGAUCUUGAAUCAGACUGCUCCUGGUCAAGUACAGCUGCUACGCGGGAUAGCGAAUCGCCGGAACGGCCUCUGAGCCCUACAGCAAACAUUGGUUUCGAAUGGAUAAGAAUGCGAUGGCAUAACCUCGAGAUAGAUUUGUUGAGGAUUGGUGCCCAAUUCGAGAGCAAGUUGAAACGCCAGGACAGGACCUAUACUUUCAAAUCCUAA